Molecule: messenger RNA, 3904 nt
Organism: Cyprinus carpio (common carp)
Lineage: Eukaryota; Metazoa; Chordata; Actinopteri; Cypriniformes; Cyprinidae
Gene: tango6
Product: transport and golgi organization 6 homolog (Drosophila)
Biological process (GO): protein secretion
Source: RefSeq, a predicted model, not a curated record
UUUGAAAGGCUUCUACCGUAUUCACGUUAAAGCAUUGCGACAAAGUAUUUGUAGACAACACGUUGCAGUGUGGAUGAAAAUGACCACAGCACUAAUAAAGUCUCUCACUAUAUUAACGAAACCUAUUCGAGAGGCUCAGCUGAGCGAUGGCCAUGGCACACAAACAGCUCUUGUGUCGGCUCUCCAGAGGAACCUGUCAGAGCUUCAGAAGCACAUAUCUGGGGAUGAAGAGCUGGCGGAAGCCCGACAACUUCUGGAGGAGGUCAGAAGAGACAUCACAUGGGUGUGCAGUGAUACGGAUGACCUAACCUGGAGCUUUGUCCAGGAAUGUCUUCUCUUAUUGCUCUGCCUGGCACGUCACCUCAACCGCCUCCUGGAAGCCUUUCACCAGAAUCCUACUGCACCAAAUCCUGCGACCCCUGAAGCAGCUCCACCGCUUUCUCCAGAUGUUCUCAGUGUGGCCCAGCAAAAGACACUGGGCACUGUGCUGCAGUUUGUGGUCACACUGGGUCUGUGUCCAUAUUUAGCUCCUGGUGUAGGAGUGGCUCUGGGGCUGCGCUCAGCUUUCGGGGCAGCAGUGGAGGGGGCAGUCCGACACGAUGUGGCACCUGCAGGGGAACAGCGUUUACUGAUCACCACUAAUGUGCUGCUGGAGGUGUCUGCACUGUCAUCCCUAGCAACACCUGUGUUUACACGCCAUUUGGGGGACAUCAUGGCAGCUCUGUGUCAGUUAGCAUAUCGGCCGAAGCGCCCUGAAGGAGAUGGUACAAACAGCAAUAAGGGGCUGACGGUAGAGGAGCGCAAGUCCUGCAAAGAAGCACUCCACAAUCUUCUUAGGAAAGUGUAUCAGCCAAUCGUCAUCAAAGAGCUGCUUGUUCUGCAGGGGGGUCCUAAACAGGCAUCAUCAGGUUCCAGAGGUGGAGGAAAGGCUCUAACCCAAGCUCCUGCGUGGCUGAGGCGACUGUGUGGACAGUUGCUGUCUGACAGGUUAAUGCAACCACAAGGCGUCCAGGCAGUGGUGAGGGCCAUCCUAGAGGGGACCGGAGCAGGUGGCGACUCUGACUGGAGGAAAUGUGAUGCUGUGGCCAAGAUACUUGCCGCCUGUCCUCAGCAGUCUCUCUCUGCUGAGAGUUAUUACAGUCAAGUGUGUCCACAGGUUCUGGAGCUUCUGCAUUUCAAAGACAAGCUGACUGCACAGCAGUUCCAGAGAGUGGCCACCAGGGCGGCACUCAUCAUGGUCCAAGAACGGCCUGAGUUUGCGCAGCGAUUCCUUCUCUUUCCUCUUCUCUCUCCCCUUCAUCACUCUGCAGAGGGAACUGGAGAUGAUCUAUCCCAGGAUGGAGUGCAGGAGUGGGAGCUGACUCGCUGUAUUGAGGAUGUAUAUAAAAUUUGUGUGGUGGGUAGCAGUCCAUCAGAAGUGCUGCUGAAAGCUCUAGCAGAUGUCAUCUCAACACUGUUCAGUCUCUUUUGCUUCACCAAACAGAAUGUCUCUCAUUUACGCACAUCAUGUCAGGAGAUCCUGAUAUGGUUCCUGUCUCACUCAGAGCACUCGGUUGCUCUUUCGCAGCUGAAACAUCUGUGUGGACUGCUGGGAGAAGUUAGUGGAGUCAGACAUGGCUUUCAGUUCUCACCUGGCAGUGAAGGAGGGGCCAGACUUACGGUCAGAGAGCCUAUCAGUGAUGAAGAUGACGCCCUUUAUGAGAAGGUCUCAGGUGAGCAGUGGAGAGUGCAGUGUCUGGUGCAGUUAUUGGGAGAGAUGAAGGACAGUGACCUGCCUGGAGAGUUUUUUCUACUGCUGCUGCAGGAUUUAACAGCUGUGGCAGCUGAGCAGGAGGAGGUUGAGCAGGAAGUGGACACCUCAUCUAUGACCCUGCUGGAGUUAGAGCAGCACCUGCUGGGGCGUGUGAGUGGACAUGGACAGAGACUGGCUCUGCUGCAGGUGUUGGCCAUCAUGUGUGACGGUCUUCCAUACACACAGCUGCUCCGCAAACCCACUCAGGUGCUUGGGUUUAUAGUUUCCAUGCUGCAGAGGGCAUGUGUUAGUCUGGAGCGUGGCACUGACAGCCCAGUGGAGAGUCAGACUCUCAGCAUGGGAAUGGGGCUUGUGGCCACUCUACUUUCUGGAGCUGCUGAGCUCACUGCAGAUGAUUAUUCAUCAAUGGGUGAACUGUUGCCCCACCUUGAGCAGAUUUCCCAGCAGCACCCAGAGCCAGUCAUCCAGGAGCUGGCGUCUGAUCUGAGAGCCACUAUUGCCACACAUGGGGCUUAUCGCCCUAAAACUGUCCCCAAAACUGCCACCCAGCACACUUCUGCCCAAAGUCCUGCUCAACCUGCGGGCCACAGUUCAAACUCCCUCCCAGCUCGUACACAGUCAUCUAGAGUUCCUUCCAGACAACAGGACCGCUCACAACCAAUCUCACAUCCCAAACAUACAACAGACUCUGGUGCAACACCUAAAGUUAAUGACAUUCAGAGAACUGGAGUAAUACCCAAUUAUGGUAAUUCUGAACCCUCAUCCAGUAAAGCUUUCUCUGAGUGCCUGUUGGAGGCCUGUGACCCGGAUGUGCCCACUCGAGCUGUAGCUCUGCGUUUACUGACCCGCUCUGUUAGUGAUGGAGACAAAGAGGCAUUGCAGAACAAGGACAAACUACUAACACUCUUUCUGGAAAACCUGGAGCAUGAAGACUCCUUUGUGUAUCUGUCUGCCAUUCAAGGGUUGGCAGUGUUGGCUGACACUUUUCCUGAACAGAUUCUGGAGAGACUGCUGGGAGAGUAUCAGACUGGUGCGACUGUCGGUUCCCCCAAAAGGGAGCGCUCCCUAGAGACACGCCUCAAAGUGGGCGAGGUUUUAAUGAGAGCCAGCAGGGCCAUGGGUGAUCUUGCUCCACACUAUGGCCGCCCUCUGAUUGGUGUGUUCCUGAGUGGCACACGAGAUGAGGACAGUAGUGUGCGUGCCAGCGGACUCUCUAAUUUGGGUGAACUCUGUCAACGUCUCAACUUUUCCCUCGGAUCAAUGGCGCAAGAGCUGAGCACGUGUCUCACCGCCCUGAUAAAGACAGACAAAGAAGCAGAGGUUCGAAGAGCUGCGGUCCACGUCAUUGCUCUUGUUAUUAGGGGCCUUAGUGAUAAAACCACUCAGGUUCUUGGGGAUGUUUUAUUGGAGCUGUAUCGGGCUCUGAAGUGGGUGGUGCGGUCGGAUCCAGAUGAGGUGGCUGUACUCCACGCUCAAAUUGCUCUGGAGGAGCUGGAUGAUGUCAUGAAGAGGUUCAUCUUCCCUCAGCAGAAACUUGAGAAAAGGAUUGUGGUACUUCCUUGAAAACGCUCCAGGACUAACAUGACCUUGUUGUAGACAGAGGAUUUUGUCUUAGAGUUCCACCAUCCAUUAAAUUUAUACUUGUAGUAAUUGAAAGAUUUAUACAUUUCAGGGUUUUUCUUUCUUAUAAUCAUUUUCACAGCUAUAUUUUCAUUCUCAAGCCAGAAAAAAAUGUCUUAGCAUUGAUAAACUGGCGUUGUGGCUUUUGCUCUCUGGUACACUGGGGUUAGAGGGCACCACAAGCGAUAUAUCUGUGUGAAGAGCUCUGCGGUAGCUGCUUUCCUCUCUUUUCUGCACUCGUGAUAAAAUGCCUGUUUGCUUUUUAUCGAAUGUUUGUGGAACAUAUAAAAAUGGCUAGGUCAUGACAUCAUUGGUAAGAUACGACAGGGCAAUUAGUCAUUCUCCUAAAUUUUCUCCCUGUGCACAAUACUGAAACUUUCCAUUCAUGUUAACCGUCUCUAUGGCUGCCUGACCUCUUGGGUCUGCACCAAAGCAGAGCUGGUUAAAUACCAAGUAAAUACAAAAACUCAAAAUGUUAGUUUGGUCAUGAGGUGCCUCUGGAAUAAAAUAAAAGUGCUUAUUUUUUCCAAA